This is a messenger RNA of Mesoplodon densirostris (Blainville's beaked whale), 1536 nucleotides long. RefSeq names its product gamma-aminobutyric acid type A receptor subunit alpha2 (gene GABRA2). Lineage: Eukaryota; Metazoa; Chordata; Mammalia; Artiodactyla; Ziphiidae. Bases 1 to 1536 code for a protein of 511 amino acids. Gene Ontology annotation, cellular component: postsynapse; dendrite membrane; synapse. The transcript is spliced from 10 exons. Gene Ontology annotation, biological process: regulation of postsynaptic membrane potential; nervous system process; signal transduction. Gene Ontology annotation, molecular function: GABA-gated chloride ion channel activity; inhibitory extracellular ligand-gated monoatomic ion channel activity; GABA-A receptor activity. The record is from RefSeq and is a predicted model, not a curated record.
AUGAAGAUGAAACUGAACAUCUGCAACAUGCAGUUGCUGCUUCUUGUUUUCUUGGUGUGGGACCCAGCCAGGUUGGUGCUGGCUAACAUCCAAGAAGAUGAGGCUAAAAAUAACAUUACCAUCUUUACAAGAAUUCUAGACAGACUUCUGGAUGGUUACGAUAAUCGGCUUAGACCAGGACUUGGAGACAGUAUUACUGAAGUCUUCACUAACAUCUAUGUGACCAGUUUUGGCCCUGUCUCAGAUACAGAUAUGGAAUAUACAAUAGAUGUUUUCUUUCGACAAAAAUGGAAAGAUGAACGGUUAAAAUUUAAAGGUCCUAUGAACAUCCUUCGACUUAACAAUUUAAUGGCCAGCAAAAUCUGGACGCCAGAUACCUUCUUCCACAAUGGGAAAAAAUCAGUAGCACAUAAUAUGACAAUGCCAAACAAGCUUCUUCGAAUCCAGGAUGAUGGGACUCUGCUAUACACAAUGAGGCUUACAGUUCAAGCUGAAUGUCCAAUGCACUUGGAGGAUUUUCCAAUGGAUGCCCACUCAUGUCCUCUGAAAUUUGGCAGCUAUGCAUAUACAACCUCGGAGGUCACUUACAUUUGGACAUACAAUGCAUCUGAUUCUGUACAAGUUGCUCCUGAUGGCUCUAGGUUAAAUCAGUAUGAUCUGCUGGGCCAAUCAAUUGGGAAGGAGACAAUUAAAUCCAGUACAGGUGAAUAUACCGUAAUGACAGCUCAUUUCCACUUGAAAAGAAAAAUUGGGUAUUUUGUGAUUCAGACAUAUCUGCCUUGCAUCAUGACUGUCAUUCUCUCCCAAGUGUCAUUCUGGCUUAAUAGAGAAUCUGUGCCUGCAAGAACUGUGUUUGGAGUAACAACUGUUCUAACAAUGACAACUCUAAGCAUCAGUGCUCGGAAUUCUCUCCCCAAAGUGGCUUAUGCAACUGCCAUGGACUGGUUUAUUGCUGUUUGUUAUGCAUUUGUGUUCUCUGCCUUAAUUGAAUUUGCAACUGUAAAUUACUUCACCAAAAGAGGAUGGGCUUGGGAUGGAAAGAGUGUAGUAAAUGACAAGUCCCCUUCAAUAAAAGCUGAAGGCAUUACAUUAAUAUACAACUCAGUGAAGGCAAUUCUUCAAGGAGCUAAGCUAAUAUGGUCCAAGUAUAUAGCUUUCUCAUGGCCCAGUUUAAUCCAAGGAAAGAAUUUAGAGUACUUAGAGAAGUGGAUGGACUGUAUAACCUUCAAACAAUCUUCUAAAAAAGAAAAAGCCUCUGUCAUGAUACAGAACAAUGCUUAUGCAGUGGCAGUUGCCAAUUAUGCCCCGAAUCUUUCAAAAGACCCAGUUCUCUCUACCAUCUCCAAGAGUGCAACCACGCCAGAACCCAACAAGAAGCCAGAAAACAAGCCAGCUGAAGCCAAGAAAACCUUCAACAGUGUGAGCAAAAUUGACAGAAUGUCUAGAAUAGUUUUCCCAGUUUUGUUUGGUACAUUUAAUUUAGUUUACUGGGCUACAUACUUAAACAGAGAACCUGUAUUAGGGGUCAGUCCUUGA